This is a messenger RNA of Hemibagrus wyckioides, 651 nucleotides long. RefSeq names its product chemokine (C motif) ligand 32a, duplicate 1 (gene xcl32a.1). Lineage: Eukaryota; Metazoa; Chordata; Actinopteri; Siluriformes; Bagridae. The record is from RefSeq and is a predicted model, not a curated record. Gene Ontology annotation, molecular function: CCR chemokine receptor binding; chemokine activity. The transcript has 3 exons. Gene Ontology annotation, biological process: cellular response to interleukin-1; G protein-coupled receptor signaling pathway; cellular response to tumor necrosis factor. Gene Ontology annotation, cellular component: extracellular region. Bases 117 to 440 code for a protein of 107 amino acids.
UUUUGAAGGUGGUGCUAUAGAUGCAGGGCAUUUAGCUUCUUAUUUGUUCUUGCGAGUAUAAACCGGCAGCUCAUCACGAAAAGUUCAUUCCACUGAAGAUACCCUGAGCUGGCAAGAUGAAGAUGGUUUCAGUUGCAUUGCUUCUGCUACUCUUGCUCAUUGAACCUCCAAAACAGGGUUCUGAAGCCUUUCCAGUGUCUUGCUGUUUAAAGGUCUGUGACACCAAAGUAAGGAAAGAGUUGCUCAAAAGCUACAGCCUACAAGACAAACCCCUGUGUCCUGUGAAGGCUGUGAGAUUUGUCAUAAUGACAGACAUCACAAUCUGCUCCGACCCAUCCUCAUCUUGGGCCAUUAAUACCAUGGCCUAUUUGGACAAUAAAGGCACUCAACAAGGGAAUAGCACAACCCUCAAUAAUAGCAACACAUCAUCUUAUACUUAAUCAAAAUGCUCAACGUCUAAGUUGUACUGAUUCUAACCUUUGAACCCAUAAUUAUCACUGUGUUUAAAUGUUUGAUAAUCAAAAUGCAUUAAGUAGUGACUUUCUAUCAUCCAUCUCUUCAAACUUUUUGAUUUAUACAGUAUUAUUCAAAUCCUUUGUGUAGGACAUAUACUAUGUAAAAUGAUAUUUUUUAAUCUUUUCAAAGCUUUAU